Molecule: messenger RNA, 3746 nt
Organism: Sciurus carolinensis (gray squirrel)
Lineage: Eukaryota; Metazoa; Chordata; Mammalia; Rodentia; Sciuridae
Gene: Dennd2d
Product: DENN domain containing 2D
Exons: 12
Coding region: 208-1635 (475 amino acids)
Cellular component (GO): nucleoplasm; cytosol
Source: RefSeq, a predicted model, not a curated record
GCCCACGUUCAGCUGCCUCCUGGGUCCCGUCACAUCCUUCUUGCUCAACCACGGGGUGCACAGGAUGGAAACUGUUCUCCCUCUUUGGAAGAUAGCGCGAGGCUUGCCUUUAGAGAGUUGUGGCUGGAGACCAAAGCAGUAGCCUUUCUGAAUCAAGGCUCUGCUGGGGGAAAGGAGAGUACUCUAAUGCCCUGAAGGCACAGGGAGAUGGAAGGACGACUGGUAAGCCGAGCUGUAGGCCGAGCUCUCAGGCGCUUCAGAAAUCCACUGCCUCGACUCCGAGCAGGAUCUCCCCAGGACAGUCUAGGGGAAGCUGUAAAGGAACCAGAAAGGACUCAAGAGCACUCUCUGCCCAGCUUUGCUGGGGGACAACAUUUCUUUGAAUACCUUCUGGUGGUUUCUCUUAAAAAAAAGCGCUCAGGAAAUGACUAUGAACCCACGAUCACCUACCAAUUUCCCAAGCGGGAGAACCUGCUUCGGGGCCAGCAGGAGGAGGAGGAGCGGCUUCUCAAAGCCAUUCCCUUGUUCUGCUUCCCAGAUGGAAAUGAGUGGGCACCACUCACCGAAUAUCCCAGGGAGACCUUCUCCUUUGUCCUGACCAAUGUGGAUGGCAGCAGGAAGAUUGGAUACUGCAGGCGCCUCUUGCCCGCUGGCCCCGGCCCUCGCCUUCCCAAAGUGUACUGCAUCAUCAGCUGCAUCGGUUGCUUUGGCUUGUUCUCCAAGAUUCUAGAUGAAGUGGAAAAGAGGCAUCAGAUCUCCAUGGCUGUCAUCUACCCAUUCAUGCAGGGCCUCCGAGAGGCAGCCUUCCCUGCCCCUGGGAAAACUGUCACCCUCAAGAGCUUUAUCCCUGACUCUGGCACAGAGUUCAUCUCACUGACACGGCCCCUGGACUCCCACCUCGAACACGUGGACUUUAGUUCUCUGUUGCACUGCCUCCGUUUUGAACAGAUUAUUCAGAUCUUUGCCUCUGCAGUACUGGAGAGAAAAAUCAUCUUCCUGGCAGAAGGUCUCAGUACCCUGUCUCAGUGCAUCCAUGCUGCUGCUGCGCUGCUCUACCCCUUCAGCUGGGCUCACACCUACAUCCCUGUUGUGCCCGAGAGUCUCCUGGCCACCGUCUGCUGCCCCACACCCUUCAUGGUUGGAGUACAAAUGCGCUUUCAGCAGGAGGUUAUGGACAGCCCCAUGGAAGAGGUUCUGCUGGUGAAUCUUUGUGAAGGAACCUUCUUAUUGUCGGUUGGAGAUGAAAAAGACAUCCUGCCACCAAAGCUUCAAGAUGACAUCUUAGACUCUCUUGGUCAGGGCAUCAGUGAGUUAAAGACUUCAGAACAAAUCAACGAGCAUGUUUCAGGUCCUUUUGUGCAGUUCUUUGUCAAGACUGUGGGUCACUAUGCUUCCUAUAUCAAACGGGAGACAAAUGGGCAAGGCCAUUUCCAAGAACGGUCCUUCUGUAAGGCUCUAACCUCCAAGGCCAACCGCCGAUUUGUGAAGAAGUUUGUGAAGACGCAGCUCUUCUCCCUUUUCAUCCAGGAGGCUGAGAAGAGCAAGAAUCCUCCUGCAGGCUAUUUUCAACAGAAAAUACUUGAAUAUGAGGAACAGAAGAAACAGAAGAAAUCAAGGGAAAAAACUGUGAAAUAAGAGCUGUGGUGAACAGGAGUGACUUGACCUACAGGCCAGUUCUGGACUUUGGCCCCUGCCAGAGUGGUGGGGCUCAGCGAAGCUCAGCCCCCAGAACCCAUGGCCUUCUCCAGAGUCCUGGUGACUAGGUCUUGCUUCAUACUGGUAUCUGAGUUUGGGAUCCCAGGUAUGAGCUUUCUUGGCACUUUGAGGGCUCUGACCCCAAGCUCACAGAAUUGGACUCAAAGCUGCCUUUUUUGUGGAGGUGAUACAGAGUGGGAAACUGUAGUACACAUGUUGUAGGUGCUUGGUUAGAAGGUUGAUGCAACUGAUGCCUCCUGGGAACCACUACUACAAGAUCCUGGACACAGUUGAAAGAAGUUCGUGGCCCAAAGGUUCAGCUCUUCCACAUGAGGAUAAUAAAGGUGAAAAUCUCAUUGUUUACAUGUGUGUCAAUAUGUAAGGUAAUAUAUGUGAGAAUAAACUGGAUUAGAAGUGGAGGACUUGGUCAUGGUGGGCUGUGAUUAGAGUCACAGAAUCCCAGGGGUCAGCAGUAUUCCACUUACUAAAACGGUAAGAGAUCCAGGUAGAAAGCAGCAACAAAACCAGACACAGGGCAGCAGAGUACAGGGCAACUUGAGUGGGGAAUCUCAGUCAACAGAAGCCAAUGAGGAACACUACCUGACUUCCAUAAAUGCAUCUGCCUGCCCAUCACUUCCAAUUUGGACUAGUACUUUACUUGCAGUCUUAAGCAUCCCACCUUCAACUGCCUCUUCUUUUGAGAAUCCCAGUGAUUCCUUUACUAAAGGUGGAGGGAUCUCUGCACUGACAUUUUUUUUGUUUGUUUUGAGAAAACAGAAUCAUAACAGCAAGAGUCUAAAGGAGUUCAGUGGUUACCUAGUCCCUCCUCCCUCUAUACUUCUACUGACAGCUUCUUUUUAAACAUUGCAAGAGAUGGGAAACAUUUUUAGAAGCAUCUUGUCUUUCAAAAAUUACACCUUUUUAAUGUGUUUGAGAGUGGCCCUUGAAUUUUAUACAAAGAAUACAAAUUUUUGGAAGGUAGAAUAGGGGGCAGGAGCUACCAAAUUGAAGUUAAAGCCAAUGUAAAUUGAUUUGGAGAACACAGAGACCCUAUUGCAGGUGGUAGAUGUUCCACUGUUCCCACAGUGCUAACUAUGUUGCUGUUCUUCUAAAAUCACUACAUCUUUUUAGGCAGUUUAUGGCUUCUGUUCCUAAACUUAGUUGUACCUCAAAAGGUUUCAGAGCAGGAAACAGAGUCCUGGGAAGCUCAUGAAAAUACUGAGGCUUCAUCCUAAAUGUACCAAAAUCUUCUUAGUGAUAACAUCUGGAAAUCUAUAUAUAUUUUUAAAAGUUUCUUCAGGUGAUUUUGAUACUCUACUAGAUAAAUCAACACAAGAAGAAUCAGAGCCAGUGGAGGUUUUCUACAAAUGUACCCUUCAUCUGAUGACAAUAAUAUCCAGGGCUGAAGCACACACUGAAUCUGAAUGCUUUUCAGAUUCCCUUUAUGCUGAAAAAGAUUCUAGGAUAUACAUUUCAAGCUCUCAACAUCUCAAUUUACAGCUUUAGCUCACUAAAACUCAGUGUAGUAUAGGAAAAAACACUGAAGCAGGAUUCAGAAGACAUGGAUUCUAGUCUCCAUUCUGAAGAAUAUCAAUGCUGUGUGCCACUGGUAUAGCAUUUAGGCUCGCCAGGCAAUCGCCUCUCGGUAAUUAACACCUGCUGUGCUUAGUGUGAUCAUCAACCAAGACAAGAGAUGUAACUGUGUUAAACAAGAGUUAUCCUUUUUCCUGCUUUGUCCUAGCUUUCAAAACCUGCUGUGCCCCAGCACUUUUCUAUGUUUCUCUAUUCCAGAUGUUGGAGAAGUUGCUAGCAAAGGUAAUGAGAAAUUUCUUUUCCUAUUACAGUUUAGGAAAGAAAUUCAAGGUUUAACCUAUAUUACUAAUCCAGAUCUAUACUGAACUGAUGGACUCAUGAAGAGUGCAAGAAAGUGCAGUUCUGGCUGCCAGCAAAGGCAGUGCAGCUACUGUUUAUUUGGGAUUAUGGAACAAGGUAUAAAUAAAAGUCAAUAAUAAGAUGGCUUAUUUUAGCCCUAAAAUAUUUUUGCUGUCUCC